AUGGGGACUGUCGAAGAAACUCUGAAUUGUCCAGCAUGCCAAGAUGUCCUCACGGACCCUGUACAGCUGCCGUGCAGACAUAACUUCUGUCUGACUUGCAUCCGGGCUGUUUGUGAGAAGGGUCCUCUCUUUUGUCCAGAGUGUCAGAUCCUGCUCCCAUCCAACUUCACGCUGGAGAUCAACGCAAGCCUUCAAAGCAAAUUGAAGGACUGCGUUAUCCAAUCGUCAAAAAAAACAUCUUCGACCGUCGUCCACUGCGACCACUGCAUAGAGACACCAUCAGAAGCCAUUAGGACUUGCCUGACCUGUGACGCCUCGCUUUGCCAGGCUCACGCUUUGCUGCACCAGCAGCGAUCUGCACUGAGGGAGCACACAGUGGUGGAGGUGACCCAGGAUUUAUUGUCUUUAAAGUGCAAGGAGCACCGUGACGAGCUCAAACUCUUUUGCUUGGAGGAAAGAGUCCCUGUUUGCUGUUUGUGCGUCCUUGUUGGCGCGCACAAGAACCACAAAGCUGUCCAGCUGCAUGACGCCUGCACAGACUUAAAGAGCAUGUUGGAAACAACUGUCAAUGAAUUGCUGCAAAUGAGAUGUGAAGCAGAAAACGCCAUCAAAGACUUGGAGUUCAUGUACACACAAACAGUGAUGUCUGCGGCGGAUUUCAGAGAGAGACUCACAGACAAGUACAACAGGAUCCGGGUUGUGUUGGAUGGCGACGAGCGGCUAAUGAUGCAGAUCAUAGACGCAGAAGAGAAUUGUACAACUGAGUGGCUGGAAGCUCAGAGAGCAACGAUGGAGGCUCAUAUCAAUGACAUAGACAAGCUCAGAGUUUCCAGCAAUGAACCCCCAAAGUUAGCUCCCGUUCAGCAAAUAGAUAAAGAGCUGUGUGAACCUGACAAGCUGCGAACAAUCGAGAAGCUGGUGGAUGACCUGUCUGUGGCUCUGUCUCAGCACUUUCCCCGAAUGUGGUCCUAUCUUUGUUGCCCUGUUCUAGACCUGAAAACAGCCCAUCCGAAACUGGAGAUUUCCCAUGAUGGGAGAGAAGUGUGCUGGAGGGUGCAACCUGACACUGACGCUCCAACCACUCCGCCAUAUGAUUCCCAAUACAGCGUCCUGGCUAAAAAGAGCUUCACUACUGGCCAACACUACUGGGAGGUCAUUGUGCAAGAGAAACCCUAUUGGCUGAUAGGCGUCACCACUGGGCCAGUCAAUGAAGACCAUGGUCCAAGUUCAAAGCCUCCUGUUGUGGGUGUGAACAAAACUUCCUGGUGCAUAUACCAUGGAGAGGGACAGUAUCUGGCAUGCCAUGAUACCCAGGAGAAACAGCUGCAAGUUGGGAAGAAAGUCAAAAAGUUGGGAAUUCUGGCAAAUAUCCAGAAGGGGGAGCUGUCGUUCUACAAUGCAGACAGCAUGACCCUGCUUCACUCUUUCUGUGUGGAGUGCAAAGAGCCUCUCUUCCCAAUGUUUAACCCUUGCAUUGAUGUCAAUGGAUUGAACCGGCAACCAUUUACUAUGUUCUGGAUUAAGGACCCGUGGGAUUGGGGUGUUAGCACAGAUAGAGGUGAAGUGUGA
This is a messenger RNA of Nerophis lumbriciformis (worm pipefish), 1569 nucleotides long. Its product is annotated as E3 ubiquitin-protein ligase TRIM39-like. The record is from RefSeq and is a predicted model, not a curated record. Gene Ontology annotation, molecular function: zinc ion binding; protein binding. Lineage: Eukaryota; Metazoa; Chordata; Actinopteri; Syngnathiformes; Syngnathidae.